Molecule: messenger RNA, 1960 nt
Organism: Bradysia coprophila
Lineage: Eukaryota; Metazoa; Arthropoda; Insecta; Diptera; Sciaridae
Gene: kat-60L1
Product: katanin p60 ATPase-containing subunit A-like 1
Biological process (GO): microtubule severing
Cellular component (GO): microtubule cytoskeleton
Molecular function (GO): ATP binding; ATP hydrolysis activity; microtubule severing ATPase activity
Source: RefSeq, a predicted model, not a curated record
AUGAAAGCACAUGCAGUGUUGUAUAAGCGUUCGUUGUGGUCAGUCGUCUCCUAGUGGGUGGCUAACACAUAAAAAGUUCCGUUAAUGUUUGUGCUAACUAAAUAAUUUAUUGGAAAUGGAUAGUGCACCGACCGAUGAGACCGGUAGUAGCCACAUUCCGUAUGGAAUGUUAAGAAAUUUUUCCAAUUCUAAUCCCACAUUGAAUAAACAUCCGAAUGUGCACGUGGAAUACCAAUUGUCGAUGCCGAUUGAUGUAGCAGCAUAUCGGCAUCCACCGUAUAGUUCACUAUGGAAUCUCAAUCAAAGCUCAGUAACCAGUUCAGGUUUUCAACACAUGGCGAGAAUGAUGGACUCAUUAAUAAUUGACAAUUUUCCGCCAUAUACGUACACUAAAAUUACGACCCAUCGACCACGAGUGGGCACCACAAUAAAGAAGUCAGCAACGGUGACCAAUCUUCCACACACCGCAGCCUCUGCAAAUCGAUCAAAUUCACAUAAAAACAAAAUUCCGACACAAGAAGUUUCUCCAAUACCUCGUAAUCCAACCGCAACACUACCACCACAUCAAUCAUCAGUGAAUAAUCAAUCCGACAACCGAUGGAUAUCAUCACUCCGACAAUCACUCCGACGACGUGAUCCGGAAAUUCAGCCGACAUUACCGUCAAUAAACAAUCAUCAUUUGCAUCACAACAGUCAUACGCCACCAAUCAGCGUUGGUUUCUCCAUUCCGAAUGAGAAGCGCAUUCGAACCGGUAAAAUAUCGGCAAAUAUUCGGAAAAGUCGGUCCGUUGAUCGAAUGAGGACACGAAAAGUGAAAAGCAAAGAAAAGCCGAAGAAAUCGUCUUCAACCGAAGAAGGCGAUGAUGAUCCGGAAGGCUUUUCCGUUGAAGAGAAUUCGACGUCUCAAAGCUCACCGAAAACAUCUCCACACAAUCGAAAAACGAAAAUAUUCAAUUCGAAUGGCUAUGAGGCCCACUUGAUCGAUAGUUUGGAGAAGGACAUUUUGCAGAGGGAUCCGAGUAUUCAGUGGAACGAUGUAGCUGGCUUGAAUGAUGCCAAGGCUAUUCUGCAAGAGGCUGUCGUGUUGCCUGUUAUAAUGCCAGAGUUUUUCAAGGGAAUACGUCGACCUUGGAAGGGCAUCUUAAUGGUAGGACCGCCAGGAACAGGCAAAACAAUGUUGGCCAAGGCAGUGGCAACCGAAUGUGGUACAACCUUCUUUAACGUCUCUUCCAGUACUCUCACCUCGAAAUAUCGCGGAGAAAGUGAAAAAUUGGUUCGAUUGCUAUUCGAAAUGGCCCGUUUCCACGCUCCAAGCACCAUAUUUAUCGACGAAAUUGAUUCACUUUGUGCCAGCCGCGGUACCGACACCGAACAUGAAGCCAGUCGACGGUUCAAAGCUGAAUUACUGAUACAAAUGGAUGGACUGAAUGCGUCGAACAAUGACAAUAAAAUCAUAAUGGUCUUGGCGGCGACCAAUCAUCCAUGGGACAUUGAUGAGGCGUUUCGGAGGCGUUUUGAAAAGCGAAUUUACAUUGGUCUUCCAAAUGAGGACACCCGAUCGGCGUUGCUGAAUUUGUGUUUAAAAGACAUCUUGCUGUCGUCUACCCUCGAUAUAAAACAGGUCUCCGACAGUCUAACAGGAUACACCGGUUCCGACAUCAGUAACGUUUGUCGGGACGCAGCUAUGAUGGCAAUGCGACGGAAAAUAACCGGGCGAUCGCCGUCGGAAAUUAAGAAAAUUCGCCGUGAAGACGUUGAUUUGCCGGUGACUGAGCAAGACUUUCAAGAGGCGAUGCUUCGCACCCGAAAAUCGGUGUCAAUGGGUGACGUUGCACGCUUCGAAAAGUGGAUGGACGAAUAUGGAUCGUGCUGAGAAUUUGAUACGCUCAAUUUUUAUCUGAAAAACUCAAUUUUAAAAUCACAAAAUUAUUAUACUCAAUACAGUUGCUUCACCAUUAAU